Molecule: messenger RNA, 417 nt
Organism: Helobdella robusta
Lineage: Eukaryota; Metazoa; Annelida; Clitellata; Rhynchobdellida; Glossiphoniidae
Exons: 1
Coding region: 1-417 (138 amino acids)
Biological process (GO): chromatin remodeling
Cellular component (GO): nucleus
Molecular function (GO): catalytic activity
Source: RefSeq, a predicted model, not a curated record
AUGGAAAUCGCAGAAAUGCUCGAGCGUAGAAGGAUUGAAAUCUGCUGCCUUCAGGAAACCCGAUGGAAAUCGAAUGGUGUCUGUCAUGUCAACUCAGACAAAGAAAAAUAUAAACUAUUCUGGAAUGGUCAAAAGACGGCCAAAAAUGGUGUUGGAAUUUUUGUCAGAGAACCGCUAGCCCAAGAAGUACUGGAUAUUAAAAGGAUUAGUUCACGUCUCAUGUGGAUCAAGCUUUGCAUAGAAAAGCAAACGUUGAUUAUUUUUUCUGCAUACGCACCACAGACAGGCGAAUCAGAAGAGAUGAAAAAUGACUUCUGGACUGCAUUCUCUGACACCAUCUCAACAAUACCAAAAUCUGAAACAAUCCUGAUUGGAGGCGAUCUCAAUGGCCACGUUGGGAAAAACAGAUGGUUUUGA